AUGGAUGAUUUUCGUAUAAGUACUUACAGAAACGUCACUAGCGUCUCCCACAGGGAAGCCGAUGCCUCCGCGCGGUCCUUCCACGGCUCCAAACACGUGCAGAAUGUCCGUCACGUAGCGAGCGGCAGCCGCCAACAGUGGCGCAUUCCUCGGUUUGGUCUGCCGCAGGUAUAUGUGCGAUGCACCUACGAGCUCACGUAG
Messenger RNA from Arctia plantaginis, 201 nucleotides. NCBI's taxonomy places the organism in Eukaryota, Metazoa, Arthropoda, Insecta, Lepidoptera, Erebidae. The record is from the annotation of a GenBank genome assembly.